GUGCCAUAGACAACAUCCGAACUUGCGUUUUUGAUCACAAGGCCAAGUACAUUUCCAGUGCUGGCGAAGACAAGCGAAUCGUGGUGUGGAGUCUCAAAACAUUCCGAGCCGAAAAGUCAGUGUCGUUGUCGUUGUCGUUGUCGUUGUCGUUGUCGUUGUCGUUGUCGUUGUCGUUGUCGUUGUCGUCGCAAUGGUGGUCAUUCAGUGGCAGCAGGCACGAUAGCCAGGAAGUCGUCGUUGUACUGGCAAGUAGACUGAUCGUGCCCGGCGCCUGGAGACAGGGUCAUGGAAGGUCACAAGGGCAUCGUCUACCAGGUCAAGUUCUCGGACGACGAUGAAAAGAUCUUCUCUGCCUCGGACGACGGCCGCCUGCUUGUGUGGGAGUGGAAGACGGGCACGAUUUUGGCAUCGUUCAUGCGACACUCGUCGGCAAUCCGCACGUUCGAUUUUGGGCAUGAGGCACGAAUAGUGUGCGGUCGAAACGAUGGCCAGAUGACCACUUGGGACACCAGCCGCAUGUCGCACAUCGACAACAUCCUGCCUGAUCCAGACUGGGAGAAGCCUCAGGAGAGCACGGAUAGCAGCUUGCUUGGAUGGGCAGAUGAAACCAAGCAUCACACUGGAUCGAUCUUGUGUGUCAAGGUCUCUCCAAACUUCCGGCUUCUGGCGUCAGGAGCCACGGACCACACUUGCAAGCUGUGGUCAAUUGUGUCGUAUAUGAGAGACACGGACGAGGUGGAGCAGGAACUCGAGGAAGCCGAGAUUAUGCGCGAAAAGCUCGAGAAGUGCAUCGACAUCCUCGAGACCAGCUACGAUGUCCAGAUUCCCAUGAGAGACUUUACCGGCGUCAAGAUCGGCGAAGUCCCAAUCCCAUUGGCAUUCCAUGCGGAUCUCCUGUUUACUUUCUGCCACGACGCGCCGGUCCUUUCCGUCCAGUUCAACAGCAUGUCUGACAUUGUGAUCACUGGCUCAAUGGACUCGACCUGUCGACUGUGGUCGGCAAGACGAGGCGAUCUCCUGUUUCAAAUCAACACGCCAGCGCCAGUCUCGUGCCUGCUGAUGACCUCACCGAGCACGCUGAUGUGUGUCUGCCUGAAUCGAGUGUUGACGUUUGAGAUCAAGGCUCAUCAGAAGGAAGAAGAGCUGCCGCCAUACUGGCAGCGCAAGGGAUACCUGGCCGAAAUGAAGCUAAUGGCUGAGGACUAUGCGAAGAUGACGAAUACCGAUCUGGAGACCAUGGAGCCCAUGGACGACACUGUGUAUCGCCAUCCCAUGGUUUUGUUCAAGCCAGGCGAGCCCGGGAUGAUUGCCCGCGGCCUGGAGCCCCAACAGAAGAUCCACAUGCCCGAGCUGCGCCGGCUCAUAUCCCAUGGGCUUAUCAAUCCUCAGUUCCUCGAAACUCUCUUGGACCAGUACAAGCACAUUGAUUCGGAGACUUUGGCGAGCAACAUGAAACGGCAUCGAAUGCCCGUCAAUCAAAUCCUCAAGCUGCUUGUGAACUACAACUUUCAUCCGAAGGAUAUCUUGCACAUGCUCUCACGCCGCAAGAACUCGGACAGUAUCUUUGAUAUGAUCAAGCAGGGAAGGUCCAUCACUCAGUACAUGAUUUCGGAGGGCUACAAACCCGUACCUGAUGAUGACCAGGACGAGUCCAACGCCAUCUUCUUGAACUACCGAGAUCUUCUGCCGCCCUCUGAGGGCCAUUGGGGCCAUCGAUUGUCGCAGGAGGGCAUGCACGCCGUCAGCGACUACGAAGCCAUCGAUGGGAUAUAUGGCCACGGACAGGGUGUCGUGCCUCGUGGACAGCGAGCAGCUACAAACUACGACUACAUCGAAGAGUAUGAUGAGGAGUACGACGACGAGAGCAUGUACUUCCAGGAAGGGUCGAGAUACAUGCCACCAAAGGGCAAGAUCAUCCACUUUAUUCCCUCGGAGCAGCUCAAGUUGCUGAAAGACUACCAGGCCAACCGGGAACUCAAGUCCAUUUUCUUGCAGCAGUUAGUCCUGGAUGCCCAUCCGGUCCAGUUUCCAAACUUCAAUAUCGAGUCUGAAACGGUUGAUCGCAAGCCGGUCGUCGACAAGAAAACAUUUCCCAAAAGCGGGAUCCGGUUCAAUGAGAGCGUUCCGGUCCCUGGACGAAGACGGCCUGGGGCCCAGCAAACGGACCUCGCGAACCGGUUCGACUUUAGCCCGCUCCUGACACAUGGACGGGGGAAUGCCAGAGAGUCUCAAUCGACUGAGGGAACGCAGUUCUAUUCUCCAGCCCCGAUCACCCGCAAGUUUGCCAAGGGCUCCUUCAGCAGCUCCAACACCAUCUUCAAGCCCGAAAGGCAGGCUCAAGGGAUCUUGGACAGCAACUCAUCGUCGGCAAGUCCGUGGGGAUCGGCGAAAAGAUCUUGAACAUUGACGGCGACGACGACGACGACAGGGAGUGAUGGUGGGGUGGGGGCUGGCACCGGCAAGCGCAAGAAACCAGCACGGAUCGCCGCGGGCAAGGAGCAAUUCUUACGAGAGUAUAUUCAGUCAUAGCUAUCGCGA
This is a messenger RNA of Polychytrium aggregatum, 2538 nucleotides long. RefSeq names its product WD40-repeat-containing domain protein. Lineage: Eukaryota; Fungi; Chytridiomycota; Chytridiomycetes; Polychytriales. Gene Ontology annotation, molecular function: protein binding. Bases 286 to 2400 code for a protein of 704 amino acids. The record is from RefSeq and is a predicted model, not a curated record. The transcript is spliced from 19 exons.